AGGAGGAGCUGAAAAUGCAGAUUUAGCUUCAAGCACAGACAUACACUCACUCUUUCUCUCAGAUACACACCGCUCCCCACAUUCGCACCCUUUCCAAAGAGCCGCCUGACUAUACGGCUUCUCCGCCAGCCAGAUGCUAGAGAAGAACACAUUGAUUUGCUGCUAUCAAAGCUUCUAAUAAGUCUCUUUCUCUACAAUUUUUUUCAACAAACAAAAAACUACAUACAUAUAUUUUUUUUAAUUUGGACCUUCCCUCCUGUUACCCUACUCCGCCAGCCUGCGCGUGUCCUAGCGCCACUUUUCACUCCCAAAGAAAGAUGAAAGGUGUCUGUGUCUCCCACUGUAAGGCAAGCGCCUGGCUUCUUUUCUGUGUCAUGGUUUUUGCAUCUGCCGAGAGAGCGGUCUUCACGAAUCAUUUUCUUGUGGAGUUGCAUAAAGGAGGAGAGGAAGAAGCUCGCCAAGUUGCAGCAGAACAUGGAUUUGGAGUCCGAAAGCUCCCUUUCACUGAAGGCCUGUACCACUUUUAUCACAACGGCCUUGCAAAGGCCAAGAGAAGACGCAGCCUACACCACAAGCAGCAGCUGGAGAAAGACCCCAGGAUAAAGAUGGCCUUGCAACAGGAAGGAUUCAACCGAAAAAAGCGAGGGUAUAGAGACAUCAAUGAGAUCGACAUCAACAUGAACGAUCCUCUUUUUACAAAGCAAUGGUAUCUGAUCAACACUGGGCAAGCUGAUGGCACCCCUGGCCUGGAUCUGAAUGUGGCAGAAGCCUGGGAGCUGGGAUACACUGGAAAAGGUGUCACCAUUGGCAUUAUGGAUGAUGGGAUUGACUAUCUCCACCCGGACCUGGCCUCUAACUAUAAUGCGGAAGCGAGUUAUGACUUCAGCAGCAACGAUCCCUACCCUUAUCCCCGCUACACGGACGACUGGUUUAACAGCCACGGGACCCGCUGUGCAGGAGAAGUUUCUGCCGCAGCCAACAACAACAUCUGUGGGGUCGGAGUGGCUUACAACUCCAAGGUCGCAGGAAUCCGGAUGCUGGACCAGCCUUUCAUGACAGACAUCAUCGAGGCCUCCUCCAUCAGCCACAUGCCGCAACUGAUCGAUAUCUACAGUGCCAGCUGGGGCCCCACAGACAACGGGAAGACAGUGGAUGGGCCCAGAGAGCUCACACUCCAGGCGAUGGCCGAUGGCGUGAACAAGGGCCGAGGGGGCAAAGGCAGCAUCUACGUGUGGGCCUCCGGGGACGGUGGCAGCUACGACGACUGUAACUGUGAUGGCUACGCCUCCAGCAUGUGGACCAUCUCCAUCAACUCAGCCAUCAACGACGGCAGGACAGCGCUGUACGACGAGAGCUGCUCCUCCACCUUGGCCUCCACCUUCAGCAAUGGAAGGAAAAGGAACCCUGAGGCGGUCUCUCUCUCUCUCUCUCUCUUGCCCCCUCCCCCCCUUGUCUUUUCAUCCUCUCUGGCACUGGUAUCCAGCCUGGGUCUGACCUGGCGAGACAUGCAGCAUCUGACUGUGCUCACCUCCAAACGGAACCAGCUUCAUGACGAGGUCCACCAGUGGCGGCGUAAUGGAGUUGGCCUGGAGUUUAAUCACCUCUUUGGCUACGGUGUCCUUGACGCAGGCGCCAUGGUGAAAAUGGCUAAAGACUGGAAAACUGUGCCCGAGAGAUUCCACUGUGUGGGAGGAUCUGUGCAGGACCCUGAGAAAAUACCAUCCACCGGCAAGUUGGUGCUGACCCUCACAACCGACGCCUGUGAGGGGCAGGAAAAUUUUGUCCGCUACCUGGAGCACGUCCAAGCCGUCAUCACAGUCAACGCAAGCAGAAGAGGGGACCUGAACAUCAACAUGACUUCCCCUAUGGGCACAAAGUCCAUUUUGCUGAGCCGGCGUCCGAGGGAUGACGACUCCAAGGUGGGCUUCGACAAGUGGCCUUUCAUGACCACCCACACCUGGGGGGAAGAUGCUCGAGGAACCUGGACCCUGGAGCUGGGGUUUGUCGGCAGUGCACCCCAGAAGGGGGUGCUCAAGGAGUGGACACUGAUGCUGCAUGGCACUCAGAGCGCCCCCUACAUUGACCAAGUCGUCAGGGAUUACCAGUCCAAGCUGGCCAUGUCCAAGAAGGAGGAGCUGGAGGAAGAGCUGGAUGAAGCUGUGGAGAGAAGCCUGAAGAGCAUCCUGCGCAAGAACUAGCGCAGCGCAUCGGCCUCCCGCCUCCCUCCCUCCCCAUCUCUGCCUCUCUCCUCGCUCCACAUUUCUGUCAGCACCUAGCAAUUACUGUCAUCCCCACACAAGCGAUUCCAACUUCUUGAUCUGAAGCUUCGCUCUCUGUCAAUGAUUAUUUUCGUUACAAUGGAAGCAACCUUUUUUAUUCUAUGCCCCAAAUACAGUGUUCCCAACAACACCGAUGUCCUAAUUGUCACUCUAAGUUCUUUGUUUGUGUCAUUCAAAUAGGUGAUAUCCUGCAAAUAAAACCGGGACAGCUUUCCCCUCAAUUUUUUCAUAUCUGAGAAGAGAAGAGAAUGAAAAAAGCCACACACAGUGA
Condylura cristata (star-nosed mole) is the source of this 2550-nucleotide messenger RNA. It is a transcript of the gene PCSK2, whose product is annotated as proprotein convertase subtilisin/kexin type 2. NCBI's taxonomy places the organism in Eukaryota, Metazoa, Chordata, Mammalia, Eulipotyphla, Talpidae. Gene Ontology annotation, molecular function: serine-type endopeptidase activity. Gene Ontology annotation, biological process: protein processing. The record is from RefSeq and is a predicted model, not a curated record. The transcript is spliced from 11 exons. Gene Ontology annotation, cellular component: Golgi membrane; trans-Golgi network. Bases 318 to 2198 code for a protein of 626 amino acids.